AUCCCUCUACUCUCUCCGUCGCUGUUCUUUUCUUCAUCCCGCCGUCUAAUUAUCCGAUUUCACCGUCUCCUGUCUCUGCCAUCGACUGUGUUUCAGAGAAAUCGUGGAUGGAUCCGCAGACGCAGAAUACUUCUUUGCAGCGACUCCAGAAUGUGGAGAGGAGAGUGGUAAGGGUAUUGGAUAUAGCUGGAGGUGUGAUGGAAGAACUGUCGAGCCCUUCUGGCCCCAGGAAAGAUUUCGUCAACAGCCAUUGCCGAGAGUUCAUGCAAUCCAUCAAGGAUAUUCAAGUGACACUAAGGGAAGAGAUCAAAAGCGCGUGCGAGUACCGUCCCUUUGAGAAAAGCGACUACAAUGCAAGGAUAGCUAAUGAGAUCUGCUUCCAGAAGCUUGAAUAUGUUCUCUCUCAGCUUCAUGACCUCGAAAUAACCCUUGAUCACUAUCCUUCUUCCGCUUGAACUUGUUAUCAAACUUUCUCUUUUUUUUUUUGCAGAGGCUUUCUCGAGGUUCCUCAAAAUUUCCUCUUUAUGUUGUUGUUAAUUAAUACUAGUAUUCAUAAUAGGUGGAGGAAUGAAUGAUGCAAAACCAUCCAUUAUGAUUGUAGUUUCUAGAACAAAUACAAUUUAUCCUACUUAAAGUAGGUCCUGCC
This is a messenger RNA of Raphanus sativus (radish), 646 nucleotides long. Its product is annotated as mediator of RNA polymerase II transcription subunit 11. The transcript has 3 exons. Bases 108 to 455 code for a protein of 115 amino acids. Gene Ontology annotation, molecular function: transcription coregulator activity. Gene Ontology annotation, biological process: regulation of transcription by RNA polymerase II. Gene Ontology annotation, cellular component: mediator complex. The record is from RefSeq and is a predicted model, not a curated record. NCBI's taxonomy places the organism in Eukaryota, Viridiplantae, Streptophyta, Magnoliopsida, Brassicales, Brassicaceae.